Messenger RNA from Cornus florida, 2352 nucleotides. Its product is annotated as probable pectin methyltransferase QUA3. Gene Ontology annotation, molecular function: methyltransferase activity. The record is from RefSeq and is a predicted model, not a curated record. The coding region runs from base 240 to 2033 and encodes 597 amino acids. Gene Ontology annotation, cellular component: trans-Golgi network; endosome; cytoplasm. NCBI's taxonomy places the organism in Eukaryota, Viridiplantae, Streptophyta, Magnoliopsida, Cornales, Cornaceae. The transcript has 7 exons.
AUAUCAGCACACACGAGACUCUGCCUUAUAGCGGAGUAAUAAAUUGCUCACAGUCACAGCCCUGUACCUCUAAUUCUCAUUCCCACCUCCGUUGAUGCUAAGUUACUUUACGUUCAAACUUCAUACACGACUGCACUCUUCACUAUGUGUAUGUCUACAACAUAGACAGAUCUUCAAACCUAUGUUGUAUAUAUAACGCUAUUAUGUGUGUAUGAUCGUAUCUUGAACUUGUAACAAAGAUGGGGCAGUUAAUUCUCCCCCCAUCCAAGCGAAACCCUCGACAAUGGCGCCUCCUCGAUCUCCUCUCCGCGGGCUUCUUCGCCGCCGUCCUCUUGUCCCUAUUUCUCGUCUUCACGCGCUUCAGCGACUCGCUCACCGUCUCGGGCCGCCAUGCUCUGCCGCAGCUGACGGCGGAUCCCAAGCAGCGCAACCGUCUCGCGGCGCUGGUGGAGUCCGGACGCCAGGUGACCAUCGCGUCCUGCCCCGCCAACGUUGUGGACUACAUGCCGUGUGAAGAUCCGAAGCGCAACAGUCAGCUCAGUAGGGAAAUGAAUUACUACAGAGAGAGGCAUUGCCCUCUGCCGGAGGAGACCCCUCUCUGCUUGAUCCCGCCGCCCAAGGGAUACCGUGUUCCGGUCCACUGGCCCCAAAGCUUGCACAAGAUAUGGCACGGCAACAUGCCACACAAUAAAAUAGCUGACAGGAAAGGCCAUCAAGGAUGGAUGAAAAGAGAAGGCCCAUACUUCAUUUUCCCUGGUGGUGGCACAAUGUUCCCUGAUGGAGCAGUUCAAUACAUUGAGAAACUUAGCAAGUACAUCCCAGUUUCUGGUGGAGUUCUAAGGACAGCUCUUGAUAUGGGAUGCGGGGUCGCUAGUUUUGGAGGGUACCUACUCAGUGAAGACAUUUUAACACUCUCUUUUGCUCCAAGAGAUUCACACAAGUCACAAAUACAGUUUGCUUUGGAAAGAGGAAUACCAGCAUUUGUUGCCAUGCUUGGCACUCGCAGACUUCCAUUCCCUGCUUUCUCAUUUGACUUGGUGCACUGCUCUCGAUGUUUGAUCCCUUUUACAGCAUACAAUGCAACGUAUUUUAUUGAGAUCGAUCGGUUACUUCGCCUAGGAGGGUACCUAGUCAUCUCUGGCCCCCCUGUACAAUGGCCUAAACAAGAAAAGGAAUGGGCAGAUCUCCAGGCGGUAGCCAGAUCAUUGUGUUUUGAGCUGAUUACUGUGGAUGGGAACACUGUCAUCUGGAAAAAGCCUAAUGGGGAUUCAUGUUUCUCUAACCAAAAUGAAUCUGGGCCUGAAUUGUGCAAUGAAUCUGAUGACCCUAGUUAUGCAUGGUACUCUAACUUGAAGAAAUGUGUGAGCAGGAUAUCUUCUGUGAAGGGAGAUAAUGCUAUUGGGACAAUUCCAAAGUGGCCAGACAGGCUAAUGAUAGCUCCUUCAAGGGCCGCCCUUGUUAAGAAUGGAAUGGACAUGUUUGAAGAUGAUACCCAGCAGUGGGCAAGGAGGGUUGCAUACUAUAAAGAAUCAUUGAACUUGAAGCUGAGUACUCCAGCUAUUCGAAACAUCAUGGAUAUGAAUGCAUUUUUUGGAGGGUUUGCUGCAGCACUACAAUCUGAUCCUGUGUGGGUGAUGAAUGUUGUUCCUGCUCACAAGCCUUCAACACUUGGUGUUAUUUACGAUAGAGGCCUUAUUGGUGUUUACCAUGACUGGUGUGAGCCUUUCUCAACAUAUCCUCGGACUUAUGAUUUUAUCCAUGUUGCUUCCAUUGAAUCGCUCAUAAAGCAUCCAGAUUCUGGCAAGAUCAGGUGUAACCUAGUGGAUUUGAUGGUAGAAAUAGAUCGAAUGUUGCGUCCAGAAGGAACAGUUGUGGUUCUGGAUUCUCCUGAAGUAAUUGACAGAAUAGGUCACAUUGCUCAUGCAGUAAGAUGGAAAGCUACCAUGCAUGAGAAGGAACCUGAAUCAAACGGGAGGGAGAAAAUUCUCGUGGCAACAAAACAAUUUUGGAAACAAGCUUCAGCAUCCCACUGACCCAACCUGGUAUUCUUUGUCAUGUAAGUAUUUUUUGUUAUAAAUCCUUUUGUUCCAUUUUUAAAGCAAAGAUGAUGUUCCACGCAUCGAAUGAUGCAGCUUUCUUUCUUGUUCCUCUUUGGUCUGUCUUACAUCUAUAAAGGUGGUUAAGUUAGAACACGACAAGUACUAAAAAAGAUGGACGGACGUGCAGUUUAACAGUAGAACACUUUAAGCGAUGGCAAUGAUUAAUGAUUAUCAAUUGAUUUUUAAAUUUUGAUUUCAAUAUGAUGUAUCUGCUUUAAUCUCAAACACAUUCUUAUGCAUAAAAUGAAUCUCA